Molecule: messenger RNA, 3490 nt
Organism: Miniopterus natalensis
Lineage: Eukaryota; Metazoa; Chordata; Mammalia; Chiroptera; Miniopteridae
Source: RefSeq, a predicted model, not a curated record
AAUAAAGAUAUAUUUUUUUAAAAAAACAAAACACACACACAAAUUGAGUAUUAUAUACAUUGGAUUCAUAACUGUUUUCCUAUACGAUAUUUCAGACAUGACGGCCAAAGGUUGUCCAUCAUUGUUUGGCUUUGGAACAACAAAAACAUUCAACAUUCCCGUUGAACACUUGGAUUUCAAGUAUAUUGAAAAAUGUUCAGACGUCAAACACUUGGAAAAAAUUCUUUGUGUGCUUAGGUCUGGUGAGGAAGGAUACUAUCCCGAACUUACAGAGUUUUGUGAAAAGCGCCUUCAAGGACUGGCUCCUGCAAGUAGGGCUUUGAGGAAAGACAAGCCUGCAGCGACACCGUCCAGUUUCACAGCAGGAGAGUGGGAAAAAAUUGAUGGCGAUAUCAAGAGUUGGGUAUCAGAAAUUAAAAAAGAAGAAAAUGAAAUGCAUUUUCAUGAACCUGGAACAUUUGUGGCAAAGGAAGAAAAUCUGCCUCCAGUCCGUGGCUCCAACAGUUGUCCUCAAGCUGCCAAGGAAAAAUAUUCUAAAAGUAGUCCAGCUAAAAAGAAAAUUCCAAGGGAUUAUGCAGAGUGGGAUAAGUUUGACGUGGAAAAGGAAUGUUCAAAAAUUGACGAAGAUUACAAAGAAAAAACUCUAAUAAACAACAAGUCCCAUUUGUCUAAAAUUGAGACAAGAUUAGACACAGCAGGCCUGACUAAGAAAGAAACGGAUUUUCUUGCUACUCGUGAAAGAGAAAAAGGAAAUGAAGCUUUCAACUCUGGAGAUUAUGAAGAGGCUGUGAAAUAUUACACAAGGAGCCUGUCGGUGCUUCCCACCGUAGUGGCCUAUAACAAUCGCGCUCAAGCAGAACUCAAGCUACAGAACUGGAACAGCGCUUUUCAGGAUUGUGAAAAGGUCUUGGAGUUAGAACCUGGAAACGUAAAGGCUCUUCUGCGCCGUGCCACUACAUAUAAGCAUCAAAACAAGCUCCAGGAAGCGAUAGAAGAUUUGAGCAAAGUCCUGGAUAUUGAACCUGAUAAUGAGAUGGCCAAAGUAAGUACAGAAAGUGAUUCCUCACUGAAUUCUAUAGUUUGCUAUUUCUGUAUUUAUGAAGACAUCUUAUUGCACAUGGCGAUUCUAUUGCAGAAAACCCUGUCGGAGGUUGAAAGAGACCUGAAAAAGUCUGCACCUGCACCGAAGGCUCACAGCGGGGCGAGGAGGAUGGCUAUUCGGGAGGUGGAGCGCGCCGAGGAUGGAAGCGCACCCGACGGCCGGGGGACCCGCGAGGGCGGCGGCGGCCAGGGAGGCGGAGGUGCAGGUGACCUCAGCGUCCUGUACUCAAACAGGGCCGCGUGUCACCUGAAGGAAGGAAACUGCGGCGGCUGCGUCCGGGACUGUGACAGAGCUCUGGAACUGCAUCCAUUCUCAGUGAAACCCCUUCUUCGACGAGCUAUGGCCUAUGAAACUUUAGAGCAGUAUCAGAAAGCUUAUGUGGAUUAUAAAACGGUGUUGCAAAUAGACUGCGGAAUCCAGAUAGCAAAUGACAGCAUUAACAGAAUAACAAGAAUUCUAAUGGAUCUGGAUGGACCACGCUGGCGGGAGAAGCUGGCACCCAUACCUACUGUGCCCGCUUCUGCACAGUUGCGAGCUUGGCGGCCUACAGCAGAGGUGCCCUCAGACCAAGUGGGAGAUUCCUGCAGCCAUCACCAACCUGGCAGCGCAGAUGAAAAAAGGUUUACAAUCCUUAAGGAAGAAGGAAAUCAGUGUGUUAAGGACAAAAACUAUAGAGGUGCUCUUAGUAAGUACAGCGAGUGCCUGAAGAUUAACAGCAAGGAGUGUGCCAUUUAUACAAACAGAGCCCUCUGUCACCUGAAGCUGUGCCAGUUUGAAGAGGCAAAGCAGGACUGUGACCGGGCGCUGUGGCUGGACACCGGGAACGUGAAGGCGCGCUACAGGCGGGCUCUCGCUCACAAGGGGCUCCAGGAUUAUCAGAAAAGUUUAAGUGAUCUCAACGAAGUUCUCCUACUAGACUCAAGUAUCGUUGAGGCAAAGGUGGAACUGGAAGAGGUAACCAGAAUCCUUAACGUGAAGGAGGGAGCAGCAUCAGUCAGCAGAGAAAAGGAGAGGAGGAGAAUUGAGAUUCAGGAGGUGAACGACGGCCACGAAGAGCCCGCCAGGACCCCCGAGGACGUCUGCACUGGCUGCCCUGCUUCUGAGCAGGGGGACACGCGCCGUGGGCCCCCAGAAGACCCCGAGAAACUCCCGACCCCCAAGCCCAGCAACGCCUACGAGUUCGGGCAGGCGGUGAGUGCGAUCAGCGCCAGGAAGGACGCAGCAGCCUGCGCGCGCCUGCUGGCGGGCACCGAGCCGCGGGCCCUGCCGGCGCUGCUGAGCAACAAACUCGAGGGCGACCUGUUCGUCCUCCUCCUGCAGGCCCUGGGGACGGAGCCCCUGCGCCAGGACCCCUCCCUGGUCUACCAGCAUCUCUUACAUCUGAGCAGAGCCGAGCGGUUUAAGAUGAUGUUGACACUAAUUAGCAAGGGCCAAAAGGAGCAAAUUGAACAGCUUUUUGAUGACCUCUCAGACACACCAAACAAACAUUUUACUUUAGAAGACGUACAGGCCCUGAAGAGGCAGUAUGAGCUUUAGGUCAAGACGACGGUUAGAUUCCUCCCACGCAUGCACGCGUCCGGCACCACUGAGGUGGUGGGGUCAUACAGUUGCAUGGAGAAGACCUUGCUUACGAGAGAGCCCUGGGUCUGGAUUAUAAAAUAUUCUACUUAUUUUUAUACGUAGAACAUGUAUAUUCUACAAUCUGCUUUUUAUUAGUUGUAAAUAUUUUCUUAUGUACCAGAGCUAACAUCUUUAUAUUUAAUAGUAAGUAUACUUGGAACUUACUCAGAUGCAUUUUAAUUUAUAUCAUACAUUUUCUUUUAAUAACUUGUUAAAAACUUGAGUUAAAUUAUAUUUCCUUGGGCUGUGGAGUCCACAGACUCCUUUAAGUUUGACAGAAAUGCAUUUCUUUAAAAUGCAUUUUUAAAAGUGAAAAUCAUUACCAGUGAUUAGUACAUCACCUUUAUUUCCUGCUAACACACGUAAAUAUUUUAGGUCCCAUUUUAUACUACUUGCAUAUUACAGUGUGCUAAGAUAAAUGCAAUACUUAAAUCCGUAAUAUGAAAUGAUUAUUAAAUAAAUUGUGAUUAUCAAUUUAGAGCUAUAAGAGCAACUUUUUUUUCUGAUAUGGAAGCUCUGCCUAAUAAUUAAGAAAAUUGCCAAAAAUUUCUACCACUUUAUACUAGACUUUAAAAAGCUCCUUUCCCUCAUAAAUUGCUUGUAUAAGCCGUAACAAAACAACAAAUAUAUAGAAGCAAACUAAGCCUUCACUUCUGUUGGAAUUGUCACCCCCAUGUUUCCCCAGCUUUUAAAUGCCUUCCCCCCUUUUAUCCCUGUUAAGCAUGACCGUAUUUACCCCCUUAAAGUAAACGGGAAGGCGAGGAACUC